AUGCUGGCAUUGCGCAAAUUAUCAUCACUAAGUCAACGAGCAAGCGUUGCAGAUGAGUUGAAACAGUACGGGGGCAACAUAAUCCAUGCCAGCAAUCAAUAUGGUUCAACUAUGAGCAUAUCCUAUGCGGCAGUGAAUUUUACCGGUCAACCAAGAAACUUUCCCAACUAUGGUGAUUAUCAGGAUACGUAUCUUUUAACUACCUACGGUAAUUGGUGGCGUGAGGUGCCUUCCUUUAGUCCUGAAUUUGGAUGCAAAAAUAUCUCGCUUGAAGAUGACCCACCAAUUGACGAUUUCGUAGUGUUGAGCUUUGAAAAUGUCGUCUAUCCGACAGCUUUGGACAUUUUCGAAACAUUCCAUCCAGGUGCUAUACAACGCAUAUGGGCUUUCACCUUCAGUCGCAAAUGGAUUUUGUUGUGGAACGUAGAGGUCGAUCGAUUGCAGAAGCAAAAAGCCUUCCAACAAAUUGGGGAUGGAAAAUCUCGUUUAUUUCAUCCGUUGAUACGUCCAAUGGAUGAGCGGACUCGCGUGCUACGGAUUGAAUUUAGCACGCGUCAUCUCGAUUACCUGCCGGGAUUAGAUGGAGUAAUGUUGACCGGCUCGAUAUAUCCAACGGACGAUAAUCAAUUCUGCCGACAAUCAACUUCAACCACCGAAACAAAAACACUAGGAAAGGAAAUUGACACACCAGAGAACGUGCUGAAUGUGUGCGAAUUUCCGUAUGAGAUUUUGUUUAAUAUAUUUUCAAACCUUGAUUUACUGUCACUCCGCACGGCAGAAAAAGUUUGCAAGAAAUUUCGAGACGUGGUUCAGGAUAGUCAUCUGUACCGUGAAGUAAAUUUUAGACCUUAUUGGAUGGAAGUAAACUCGGAAAUGAUUGCAUGGUUAUCGGAUCGCUGUUCUCAAAUUCGCAAGUUGGAUCUUUCCUGGUGCGGCAUGUUUGGUUUCCUAAAGGACGAUGACGUUUCUAGUUUUUUGAGAAUCCAUGGAUCUGAGCUGACGAAUCUAAGGCUCAACUCAACGUUUAUAGCUGAAAAUAGUUUUCGAUGUUUGAGCACCCACUGUCGUAAUUUACGAGAGCUAAGCAUUCGAAAUGCAAGCUUCACCAAUCAUUUACGAGAUGGCUUCUUUCAGCAUCUUGUGCGCUUAGACAUAGCCCGUUCUGAUAUGUCAACAAAAACUCUAGUAUGUAUAUUGCGAGCAAAUCCAUGCAUGCAGCAUUUGAACGCAUCUUGCUGCGAAGAAAUUAAUAUGCAGGAAAUUGCAAUGGUCAUAUCGGUUCACAAUCUUGAUUUGGUGAGUUUGAAUACGUGGAAAACGCAAACUUUACAUACUGCUGGUUUGUUAGCGCUUAAGAACUGCACUAAGUUGCAGGAGCUCGAUUUAGGCUGGAGCAUUCACGACGAAAGCUUAGAAGGCGUGUUGGAAAACGUUGUUAAAAACUGCCCAGGGUUACAGAAACUUGUUCUAUCGGGAAUUCGUAGCGUUCAAAAUGCUGAUAUGGUUGCUAUAGCAGAACAUUGUCCAGAUCUGACACAGUUGGAUGUAAUGGGAUGCAUCCGCAUCACAGGGCAAGCGGUGCAGGCAGUCUUAAUGAGUUGUCGAAAAUUAAGGCUUUUAGAAAUUAGCCACUGUUCCGACUUAGAACCGUUAAGCAUAGGUCUAUGGAAGCGCGAUUAUCCACAAGUUGCCAUAAAACAUUUCACGGAUAUCUAUUAGGCGUGAAAUUAUCAAUCAUAACGAUAUGGUAGGGUGUAGGAUAGACAAUGUGCUUGUUGAUAUGCGGCUGAGCCGUAUUUUUGAUAUUUACUGAACUGAAUCUUUUGAACGAAUGAUUAAAGCUAUUUACUAUUGAAAAUGUUUUGUAAAGUAUAAG
This is a messenger RNA of Anopheles nili, 1876 nucleotides long. RefSeq names its product F-box/LRR-repeat protein 4 (gene Fbxl4). The coding region runs from base 1 to 1719 and encodes 572 amino acids. Gene Ontology annotation, biological process: SCF-dependent proteasomal ubiquitin-dependent protein catabolic process. Gene Ontology annotation, molecular function: protein binding. The record is from RefSeq and is a predicted model, not a curated record. Lineage: Eukaryota; Metazoa; Arthropoda; Insecta; Diptera; Culicidae. Gene Ontology annotation, cellular component: SCF ubiquitin ligase complex. The transcript is spliced from 3 exons.